Lachnellula hyalina is the source of this 1560-nucleotide messenger RNA. RefSeq lists its product as uncharacterized. The transcript has 6 exons. The record is from RefSeq and is a predicted model, not a curated record. The coding region runs from base 1 to 1560 and encodes 519 amino acids. NCBI's taxonomy places the organism in Eukaryota, Fungi, Ascomycota, Leotiomycetes, Helotiales, Lachnaceae.
AUGAAAUCCCAAGAAGAAGCCUUCAAAUCCUCCCGCCACCCAGCACCUAAGGCCAAGACCAAGAAUCCCCAACCGCGCAAUACGGCGACGGGGAAUCGGGUUACGAAGAAUGCGUCGAGGAAUGAGAGGAGGAAGGCGGCGAGGAGGACGGCGGGGUUGAUUAAAGCGGGGAUGGUGGAGGGGAAGGGGAAGGGAGGGGUGGAAGUGGAAGUGGAAGUGGAAGUGGAAGUUAAGGGGGGAGAGAAGGAAGGGCAGGAGAAGGAGGAUGGGAAGACAACAGAAUAUUCUGAUAAGAAUCAUCCCCCGUGUCAUCAACUUUGUCUCUCUUCCAAGAUCGGAUCGGAGAAUUCAGAUAUCAAAGCCAUCGCCACGAGUUCCCCCAAAUGUACAGUCUGCCACAAGACAGCGCCAGUCAUCUGCUCAAUAUGCAAAUCCUCCGCAUACUGCUCUUUCGAGUGCAUUACCAAAGAUCUGCCUGUUCACAAGAACUUCUGUCAUCAAUUCACCGAGUUUACCUCCACCCAUCCUCGAGCUGCCGACAGUCCAGUCGAAGAUGAAGAGUUUGGAUUCCAAGACCCCCAUGUUACAGAAUCUACCGUCUUCAGACUCGGCCUGCUAUUUCCGGUCGACGCUACAACGCCUCAAUACGGUCCAAACUCCGUUCGUCGUGGCCCGUUGGCUAUUGUUCCUGCUACCUCUGUGCUUGAAUUAGUAGCUAAGCCUGGCCCUCCUCCUGCUGCUGCCCUUGCCGUUGCUCCUGUAGCAGCGGUUCCUCGUGAUAUACCAUGUCUUGGGUGUAUCAAAUCUGCUCUUCAGGGGCAAUUGAAGGGUCCUUGCCGAGAUCUCCCCCGGAAUGGCAAGCGCUGUGUCCUCUGCGCCAGUCGGCAUUCGUGCUUCACCAGAGAAGGCAUUUUUGGUUGGGCUGGAAGCCGUUUGGUUCAGGCAGCUCUCGGAGAUACCGAGGCUGAGAAGAAGAAAUGGCGACACUGUAUCCGCCCUAUUCUAGGAAAGAUUGAAGAGGAGUUUGCUGAGGAGAAGAGAAAGAAGGAAAAAAAGGAAAAAGAGAAAGUCAAAAAGGCUAAGGGCAAGGGCAAGGCUGAGGUCAAGUACGCUGCCAUGAACAUAUCAAAGAACACCAAGAAACGUGCCUUCUCAUCCCAGAUUUGUCAGCACAUGGGGAUCCCGCUACGUCUCAUCAAACAACGAAGUCCCCAAAAUUUCGCGUGUGAGAAAGGUGACCCAUAUGAAAACUAUGAGCCAUACUUUUUGGUCAUGAACGCCAACCCUACCGACGACGACGACACAUGGGCAACUGCCAAUCUUCAAAAAUGGGACCUGGAAGUGGAAUCGGUUUUCGUCAUCCGUGCCGAUCAAAAAGACAUAAAUCCGCAUCGGGUCGAAGUGUUGGUGCACUAUUGCCGCUACCAGCUCCAUCCUCAAAUGAUAGAACUUAAAUCCGGCUCGGAAUUCUUCUUAGUGAAGGAACCGGAGGCGGAGGAGAUGGAGAAAGCUAACCCUGAACAUGCAUAUGAGGAGCUGGAUAUAGAAGAUGAGCGGUGA